This is a messenger RNA of Mytilus trossulus (common blue mussel), 5154 nucleotides long. RefSeq names its product serine/threonine-protein phosphatase 4 regulatory subunit 1-like. The record is from RefSeq and is a predicted model, not a curated record. Gene Ontology annotation, biological process: protein dephosphorylation. The transcript is spliced from 20 exons. The coding region runs from base 318 to 3185 and encodes 955 amino acids. Lineage: Eukaryota; Metazoa; Mollusca; Bivalvia; Mytilida; Mytilidae. Gene Ontology annotation, molecular function: protein phosphatase regulator activity.
AUGUAUGAAAUACUAUUCCUUACAAAAUAUAUAAUGCAAAAUUUCAUAUUACGUAUUUGUUUUGAUACGACACGUGUAGUUUAAUUCGUAAAUUCAAACAUGACGCCAAGAUUUGUAGAAUCAAUGAUGCCAUGAUUGUGAUCACGUGAUCUGGGUUUCCCCCUAACCCCAUGACCCAAGUUCCCGCGCACGAUUCCCAUUUGAAUUUGGUGGCGUGUUUGUGAAGGCUCCGUUUUGGUCUGGAUGAUGAUUUGGAUGGGGAAGAUAAUUACAACACAGAUGAUAAACUUUCACCUCUACAAAAAUUGGAGAAAUACAUGCAAAGUGACAAUGUCUACACAAGACAAAUGGUUGCACGUGGUAUGUUGGAUACAAUUAGAGCAGUGGAAGAUGAGGAAGAAGAUUGCACACCCGUUUUAGAAGCCAUGGUGAAAUUAUCGGAAGAUUCAGAUCCCAUUGUAAGGUCUGAGUUAAUGGAACAGAUACCACAUUUAGCGAUGUACUGUCAGGAAAAUAAGGAUUUGUUUCCAAACUCUGUAUCUUUGUACAUUUUACCAAUGGUGGUGCGAUACUUGAAUGACAGAAACAAUCAAGUCAGAAAAACUAGUCAAGCAGCUUUACUUGUACUUCUUGAACAAGAAUUAAUAAGUAAAGCUGACAUAGAAGAACAAGUAGUGAGUGUGAUAUUAGAUCUAGCCAGUCCAGACAGUAUGGAUGAUUACAGAACAGAAGCUGUAGCUUUAAUGAGUAAAAUGUCCCAGUUGUUAGGAAGAGACAUGACAGAAAGAUUAUUCUUAUCCAGAUUCUGUGAGAUGUGUACAGACCCUUUAUUUCAUGUUAGAAAGGUGUGUGCUGCUAACUUUGGAGACUUCUGUACUGUAGUAGGACAGGACAAUACAGAAAGAGAAUUGUUGCCAAAAUUUUAUUACUUGUGUGAAGAUGGAGUUUGGGGAGUGAGGAAAGCAUGUGCAGAAUGUUUUAUGGCUGUUUCCUGUUCGUGUUCACUUGACGUUCGACGGGGAGAGUUGUCUAACUUGUUUGUUAAUCUUUUAUGUGAUUUAUCAAGAUGGGUGAGAAUGGCAGCAUUUCAACAGCUAGGGCCAUUCAUUUCAACCUUUGCUGAUUCUGAACUCACUGGACUAUUUGUAAAUGAAGAAGGUGUCCUGAUAGUUAAGAAUCCAGAAAGUUUAGAAAUUUUAAGAGAUUUAGAAGAAAGAAUACGAGAAAAAGAAGAAUUUGUUGAAGAUGUAAGAAUGUUUGAAAGAGAAAAACAAAGAGCUCAAGAAGGCUUUUGUGAUUCAAAUGAUAAUUUAGAAACAAUGGACAUAUCAGACAGUAACAAUCCUAAUGAUGUUCUUGUUUCUUCGGAUGACAGUCUGUCAGCUGAAGAAAAAAGAGCUCAUAACUACGAAACUUCUAGUAACAAAAAUACAAAUAAAACAGAACAAAGUUCAGAUUCUAACAGUUCCAUAGCUCAAUGUGAUAAUACAACAGACCAAGAAAAUACCUGUGAUAUAAAAGAGCCUGUCUUAGACUCUGAGCCAGUAUGUGCCAGUAGUAGUGAUCUAUCAAAUAACAAUAUAGAAAGAACUAGUGUAGAUAGUGAUAGUCAAUUAACAUGUGAUAAACCAGAGGUGCAAGAUAGCCCCCCACAAGAGGAAGAUUUUAACUCGUUUAAUUAUUGGAGGGCACCUUUGCCUGAAGUAGACUUGACACUUUCUGAAGAACACAAACCUGACAAUCAACUGAGUAUGUAUGCUAGGGGAUACGAUACUAUCACAUUAGAGGAUAUAGCCUUGAAUGAUGUGGAAAAGAAUAAUGUCAAAAAUUUAAAUUCUGACAAUGAAGUGCUUGAUGAAGGCCAGCAAAUAAUGACGGCUAAUGUUUGUACUUUGAAUGAAGUUUCGGAAACAGUAGACAAUAUUGGUACCACACAUGUCAUUGGAGAUCAACUGAAGGAAUUAUCCCUUCAGAAUGAAAACAAUGUACAUGGUUUGUACUACGAUGAUAUCCUUGGCUAUAUUGACAGUGAUCUAUUGCUGUCUUUAAUGCCUCUUGCAGAUUUAAGCGGUACCAGUCUGGAGUUCAUUGAUGCUGAAAGUCCAGAACAUAUCGAUGAGGCUGCAUUAGCUCAACAGCAGGACAUAGUACCUCAGAGUUUAUUAGAAAGCUACUUGGGAAUGGCUGAUCCAUCCAGAGCACAGACUGUAGAUACAGAAAUAACCAGACAUUGUGCAUACAAUCUUCCUGCUGUAGCCUACACCUUAGGAAGGAAAAAUUGGAACUGUAUUAAACUGUUGUAUGAAACAUUGGCAUCAGAUAUGCAGUGGAAAGUAAGGAGAACAUUAGCAUUUUCUAUCCAUGAAAUGGCGAUAAUUCUUGGUUCUGAAAUUACACAUCAUGAUUUGGUACCAGUAUUUGAUGGAUUUCUCAAAGAUUUAGAUGAAGUCAGAAUAGGAGUUCUAAGACACUUUUCAGAUUUUCUAAGGCUGCUGACACAAGAAACCAGGAAACAGUAUUUGAGUAAAAUGGAUAGUUUCAUGAGCCUCGACAAUCAUAAAAACUGGAGAUUUAGAUUUGAAUUAGCAGAGCAGUUGAUAUCUAUCACAGAAUUGUUUAGUGCUACAGAAGUUAGUCAAUAUGUUCUGCCUUUAGGCUUAGCUUUAUGUGAAGACAGGGUUUCUGAAGUUCGCAGAAUGGCUUUUAGUUUGAUGAGUGUUAUAAUGAGGAAAUUGUCAACAGAUGAUGAUGAUAAACUUAUGGAAGGAUUACUAAACCAGUUAGUCAAUUUGUUUGCCAAGAGCAAUAAAUGGUUGGGUAGACAAAUAUUCGCUCAGCUGACACAAGCCAUCAUAGAUUAUAAUGCAGUUCCACUCAAUAGACUUGUAACCAUAAUACUCCCUGGACUGUUCGCAUUGAGUACAGAUAGUGUGCCAAAUGUCCGGAUAUCUGUUGCCAAAGCUUUGUCACAGUCAUUGAUGAAUAAAGGUUUCUUUUUUACCGAAAAGAAUCCAUGUUGUGAAGAAUUGAAAAAAGUCAUAGAACAAUUACAAAAUGACCAAGAUCGUGAUGUUCGAUACUUCUCUAGUCCAGUGGCGGAAACCACAUAUGAGGAGGAAGACCUAGAGGAACAAGAACCUCUGUCGGAGGAAGACAAAGUCAAAAAUAAAUAUAUGUCUGUUUAGAAAACAAGGUUACCACUGAGACAUGGGAAGAUUAAUUGAAGUGCUCAGGGACUGGAGUUUGUUAUGCAAUAACCUUUCCAUGAAAGGAGCAAAUCAAGAGUGAUCAAAACUUAUUUGUUAAACAAAAAUACAGAAUCAUGAAAUGUUUUAUAAUGACUAUUUAUUACCAGAGGAUUUUAUUUAUUGAAUUGUUUUAUUUUUAGGGAGAUCUGUUAUGAAAGCUGUGAUUUUAUGAUAUGGUAUUUCUUUUUAUAUGCAGAUUUUUUGUUAUGUGAUAUUUUAUCUGCCAUAAUACUGUGAUGAUCACAGUUUUCCAAUAUAUUGUUAUUUUGAGUAGGAUUUCCAUCCAAUGUGUCAUGUUAAUGCUGAUCAUGUAUUAAUAUUAAAGUAAAUUUGUACUUGCUGUAAACCAACUGAUUUUCAUGAAUAUUUUGAACUUCAACCUUAUAUAUUAAUGCAUCAAUGAAAUAAGAACAUUGAGCAAAUAAAGCCACGAAGUUCAAUAGAAUGAUUGAAGUGAAAUAUACAGUAUCUCGAAGAAAAAAAGUAAGUUGGUUUACAGUAUUAAAAUAAGGGGGAAAUAUUUUUUAAAAUGAGAUGAAUUUUUGUAAGUGCUAAGGAAGGAAUGUAUCUUGCCAAGUUCUGUGAUUAUUAGAUGGUAGACAGUGUAAUAUUAAUAUUAUAAUAGAGAUUAAUUCAAUAUUAUGUAGUUUGGACAUUGUAAAAAUUGUUAACCAAAGUUGGGGAAAAGGGAGAUAAGUUUAAACAAUGUUAAAACAACUUACUGGUUCGGGUAAGGGAGGUGGUUUUAAGUGAAGUUGUUUAAUUCUACAAUUUAUACAUAUACAUAAAGUAAGUUGAGAACGUUUUUGUUCAGUUUUAUUGUUUGUGAUCCAAAGCUAUUAACACUUGUGUGUUGUUUUCUCACAUGUUAAAAUAUGCACUUGUGUACAUGCUUGUGUACGAUGGAUAAAAGAAGAACCAGUUAAUCCAUGGAAAUUUAUGAGAUUUGUGUUUUGUGUAAUAGCUUCCUUUGAUUGGUUUUUAAUUGCCCCUUUGGUAUUUUCUUUCCUUUUUUUAUAAUGGUCAAAAAUGUCUAUUCAAUUACAAUUUUUCUAGAAGAUGUCCAUUUUAAAAUGUUAAUCAUGCUUUUAUAUUUAUAAGAUUUGCAUGGCUCAGUUCAUCCACAACAAUUAUGGUAAUCCAAACAAUUGGUCUGAAUAGAUUUGAGAAUAUUUUAUAACAUUCUUCAUCUUGUUUUAAUUAAUGAAUACAUCAUACAUGUAGCUUAUUUUUAGUACUCGCUCUCAAACUAUUUUCUUCUUGAAUGGAGUAGAUAAGUAUUAAAUACUUGUAAUUAAUUACCUUUUAUUUAUACAUUUCAAUUUUAAGGUGGAUUUUAUUUUAGCAUAACAAAUAUAAAUUAUACUAAAGGAAUAAACCAUUCUAUUACAGUAUGUCUUAGAAUAAGAUGAUUGUGUUAUAUUUAAGAAGUUCAUACAUGACAAAUAAUUUAUUGUUUCUUCUUGGUAAUCUUCAUUUAAUAGUUCCUGUCCAACAUUUUACAUAGAAAGUUGAGUCCAAACUGCAGUUUCCACAUGCUACUGUAUAACAUGAAAUCCUCAAAAACUUGGUGCAAUUUUUUCAUUCUAUUUUUUUAAUAACUUUCAUCAAGUUUUAAGAAAUUUCAGCUUUCGUUCUUGAAUUCAUGUAGUACAAUUCCUUGUUUCAAAGCAAGUUUCGAUUACUUCUAAAAAACAGUCUUUUUACAGCUAAUGAUGUGAAGUUAACUGUCUAGUUCCAAUGUAACUGAAUGGGCAAACAACAUUUUGAAGAUAUUUUUUACUAGGAUGCAUGAAAAGGCAGGGUAGUAAAACUAUUAUUUAAAUUAGGACCAAUUGUUAUGCAGUUUGUAUUUAUAUUGAAACAAAUUAUUUGAAAUAAAAAAAUAAAUGAUAUUAAAUUGAAA